GUGGGGGGAGGGGGGGGGAAAGACGGUGGAAUAUCGACACUCUCCGGAGCCGUGAGGCUGGGCCCUGGUCCUAUCCUCUUCAAGACAGGGUUCGGGCCCAGGUCCCGUGUCGGGGUCGAUUUCAUCCGCAAUCCGAGCGGCCCUGGUUGGACUUUCAGCCGCAGUGUGUCCGGGAAGGAGGUAACAGAUUUACAGACCUCCCCUCUGUCAGCCCCGCCGGUCACACAGUCCUGUCUCCACAGCCAUGAACCCCUAUCAGUGUCCAAUCUGCGGGAAACGCUUCAAGCAAUCGGGCAAUCUGAUCGCACACCAGCGGGUUCACACCGGGGAGAAGCCGUUCACCUGCCCUGACUGCGGGAAACUGUUCGCCUACCGCUCCAACUUCGUGGUGCACCAGCGGAUCCACACCGGAGAGAAACCGUUCACCUGCUCUGAGUGCGGGAAGGGGUUCACACAGUCAUCGGAGCUGAUGAAGCACCAGCGGGUUCACACCGGGGAGAAGCCGUUCUCCUGCUCGGAGUGUGGGAAGGAGUUCAGCCGUUCAUCCGAUCUGCAGAGCCACCGGCGAGUUCACACCGGGGAGAAGCCGUUUACUUGCUCUGAGUGUGGGAAGGGAUUCACGCAGUUAUCAAACUUGGCCAACCACAAGCGAGUGCACACCGGGGAGAAACCGUACAUCUGCUCUGAGUGCGGGAAGGGAUUCACGCAGUUAUCCAACAUGUUUACACACCAGCGAGUCCACCGGGGGGAGAGGCCCUUUAUCUGCUCUGAAUGUGGGAAGGGAUUCACUCAGUCAUCCCACCUGACGACCCACCAGCGAAUGCACACCGGGGAGAGGCCUUUCAUCUGCUCCGAGUGUGGUAAGGCAUUCACUGAUUCCCGUUACCUGUUCAGACACCAGCAGAUCCACAGCGGGGUGAAGCCGUUCACCUGCUCCGACUGUGGGAAGCGGUUCACUCAUUCGUGUGACCUACUGAAUCACCAGCGGAUCCACACUGAGGAGAGACCGUUCACCUGCUCCGAGUGUGGGAAGGGCUUCACCCGUUCGUCUGAAAUGUUAAAGCACCAGCGGAUCCACACCGGGGAGAAACCGUUCAUCUGCUCCGAGUGUGGGAAGGGAUUCACUGAGCAAUCUUACUUACUGAUACACCAGCGACUUCACACUGGGGAGAAACCUUUCAUCUGCUCGGAGUGUGGGAAAGGAUUCACUCAGCUGUCCAACCUGCGAACACACCAGCGAGUUCACACCGGGGAGAAGCCAUUCAUCUGCUUAGCCUGUGGGAAGGGUUUCACUCAACCAUCUUCCCUGCUGACUCACCAGAGAGUUCACAGUGGGGAGAAACCGUUCAUCUGCUCCGAGUGUGGGAAGGGAUUUGCUCAGCUGUCUAACCUGCGGACACACCAGCGAGUUCACACCGGGGAGAAGCCAUUCGCCUGCUCCAAGUGUGGGAAGGGGUUCACCCAGUCAUGUCACCUGGUGACUCAUCUGCAAACUCAUACCGGGGAGAAGCCGUUCGUCUGCUCGGAGUGUGGGAAGGGGUUCAGCAGAUUGACCAAUCUGAUUGAGCACCAGCGGGUUCACACCGGGGAGAAGCCGUUCAACUGCCCGGACUGCGGGAAGGGAUUCACGCAGUUGUCCAACAUGCUCACGCACCAGCGAGUUCACAGCGGGGAGAAGCCUUUCACCUGCUCCGAUUGCGGGAAGAGCUUCGCCUUCCACUCCAACUUCGUGGUGCACCAGCGGAUCCACACCGGAGAGAAACCGUUCACCUGCUCUGAGUGCGGGAAGGGAUUCACACAGUCAUCGGAGCUGAUGAAGCACCAGCGGGUUCACACCGGGGAGAAGCCGUUCUCUUGUACCGAGUGUAAGAAGGAGUUCCGUCGUUUAUCCGCUCUGCAGAGCCACCGGAGGGUUCACACAGGGGAGAAGCCGUUCAUCUGCAUGGAGUGUGGCAAGGGAUUCACUCAGUCAUCUCACCUGAAGAGACACCAUCGAGUUCACACUGGGGAGAGACCGUUCACCUGCUCUGAGUGCGGGAUGGCGUUCACGCAGUUAUCCAACAUGUUUACACACCAGCGAGUUCACAGCGGGGAGAGGCCUUUCAUCUGCCCUGUGUGUGGGAAGGGAUUCACUCAGUCAUCUCACCUAAUGACCCACCAGCGAAAGCACAGCGAUGAGAAGCCGUUCAUCUGCUCCGAGUGUGGUAAGGGAUUCACUGAUUCCUGUUACCUGUUGAGCCAUCAGCUGAUCCACACCGGGAUGAAGCCGUUCACCUGCCCCGACUGUGGGAAGAGAUUCACUUAUUCAUGUGACCUGCUGAAACACCAGCGGAACCACACCGACGAGAGACCGUUCACCUGCUCCCAGUGUGGGAAGGGAUUCACCCGUUCGUCUGAAUUGUUAAAACACGAGCGGAUUCACAUGGCGGAGAAACCGUUCUCCUGCUCCGAGUGUGGGAAGGGAUUCACUCAACCAUCUUACCUUUACAGACACCAGCGAGUUCACACAGGGGAGAAGCCGUUCGUCUGCUCUGAGUGUGGGAAGAGUUUUACUGUUAUAUAUAACCUGCAGGCUCACCAGCGAGUUCACACGGGGGAGAAGCCUUACACUUGCACUGAGUGUGGGAAGAGUUUUACUGUUGUAAACAACCUGCAGCGACAUCAGCGAGUUCACACCGGGGAGAGGCCGUUCACCUGCUCCGAGUGUGGGAAGAGCUUUGCUCAAUCCUGUCACCUGAUGAUGCACCAGCGAACUCACACUGCGGAGAAACCGUUCAAAUGCUCGGCGUGCGGGAAGGGAUUCAGUCAACGAUCUUACCUGGUGGCGCACCAGCGAAUUCACACCGGGGAGAAACCGUUCAUCUGCUCCGAGUGCGGGAAGGGAUUUAAUCAACAGAUCAGCCUGAAGAAACACCAACAAGUCCACACGGGGGAGAAGCAGUUCACCUGUUCCGAGUGUGGGAAGGGGUUCACUCGGUCAUCAGACCUGGAGAAACACCAGCGAGCUCACACUCCGGACAGGGAUUGAAAAUGCCGUGUGUGGGGUAUAUAUCCACAUGCAGAGAGACCCUCUCCGGGUGAUGGAAUCUGUCUAAUUGUUACUAUUCUCAUAGUUUAACUUUCUUAUGCUUGUUUGUAUUUUUCAUAUAUUUAUCUCUACGUGUAAUUGCUCUGUUGGUUACAGUUGCCUCCAUGUUGUUUUCUGGAAACUUCUAUUGGUGGCUACUGUGGUACUUGAAGUUGGGUACCACAGUGCCGGAGCCACUGCCGGAGCCGGAAGUCUGGAAGAUGGCAGAAGGAAGAUCAGCUGAUCUCUCCACUGAUUCUCAGUAAGCUUUUGGAAUUUUUCGCGAUUUGGAGGCAAAGGGGAUUUCUUACUGCUGUAGAACUAGUACAGGAACUCAGGAGGACCAUUAAGGCCUAAAGCUAUUCCCACGAGGAAAGCCACAGCCAGACACAGCAACAACUAACCGAGGACUGUGUUUAGAGAUGGAGAUUGCCUCCUCACACUGACUCUGACCAAGGAACACAUUUCACUGGGAAUGUUUGUUGGGAAUUAUUGACAACUGAUGAACAUUGAACGGUCUUUCCAUUGUCCACAGCACCCAGAGUCAUCAGGACAGUCGAAUGAAUGAUGGAAUCACCAACAACGGCUGAGUGAGUAUCAUGAGGAAGGUUGUGCCAAUGGCCUACGGCUCUUCCUGUCGUUCUGUGUGACAUCAGAGCAACCCCAAACGAGAUAAAGUCCAUUGGAGGUGGUAACAGGGUGACCCACGUCACCGCCGGGAGCUCUCCACCUCAGAGAGGCUGAUAAACAUGUUAUGGCAGAGAGUUUAAUUAACUAUUUUGUGAAGUUAACCCAAGAUGUGCCGUCCACUUCCCAACAGGUUUCUGCUGCUCGGAGUGAUCAAACACCCGGAUUCCUGCUGAGAUUCCCGUACGGAACCACUGGGAGCUCAAUGAGAGGGUCCUUAACGAACGUUGUUAAUUACUAAUUUGGAUGUGAAAGUAAGUGAAUUCACGCGAGUCACUGCGAGUAAGCUGGAGUGGCUCCUGACAAAGACAACAAGUGCUGUGGUGAAUGUGCUGCCGCCUCUGCUGGGCAACAGUGGGGAAAUCAGUGACCGGCCAGAAGACUUGGUACAGAGUCGAUAACUACAGCUUAUUAUGGUGUUUAUUCGAAUAUUAUUUGUUGUUCUUACAUCUUUACCAAGUUUCCCUGCUCACAAUGUGCCAAUUCUCAUGACGCAAUGUGUACUUACGGGAAUUUGCAAUAAUAUGCUGAGACUUAAUGUCUCUAGUUGUUGGGUUUGCCGAUACCUUCCACAGAUUUCAAAAUAUUCACUGAUGCAAGGCAUUGCAGCAGAUCCAGAACAGAUAUGCAAAAUGUCCUGUUGUAACGGGAUGGCGGUAGGCCCACGGCCAACCCUGCUCCGUUCACAGCCGCCCUCGUGUCCGUCCACAGAGGAGUUGGGAUAUCUCUACAGCUGUAUCCAAAGUUCAUGAUAAAGCUAUGAAACCUUUUCAUGUGUUUACUACAAAAGCUACCUUUAACUUGAGUUCAGACAGUACCAUUCCAGUAGGGCUGAGUUUUAUGCAACCAGCUGCUAUCCCUCUCCGAUGUAAAUGGCUCACAUCUUGUUAUUUGGGUUCUGUCUCUCCUUCAGACACUUUAUCGUUACAUCCUGACUCUAGAAUAAACAAGAUCUUUCAGAAAAAAAUCAUUUUCUAUUAAUUUUAGUCCCAUAAUGUGCUGUUACAGGAAAUAUAAGACAGGUUCAAAAUAUUGCCACAGUUUUAGAAAGAGUAAGCAAUGACAUCACUGGGCCCUUGCAGAAAGUAACAACUGACAUAGUUGCCCCGUGAAGAAUGGUUCUUCAAAAACACAUGGCAUCAGAUCUCUGAACGGUCAACGUGGGGUAACGUGCAGUUCUAGGCAAGGAGUGCUGGCCUUACAUCCUGUACCCGACAGAUCUGACAAAACUGAUUUGGCUGAUUGAAUGCAUUAAGAAACAGCUACAAUCCAUCAGUCUGAUGGGUGGGAUUGUUUAACUGCAUACAAUUAAAUUUAGGAGACUGGUGGGUUACUCAAUAUUUUAUCAAAUGACCUGAUAUGCCAAAACAUGAUUUAAAUAAUUUUUAUUUGUAAAAUGACAAUCAAUAAUAGAGGAGCACAAACUCAUAUAAGUGUACUUUUUUUACAAAGAUAAUCAACUUAUCACUGAGAUGAAUACCCUUUUAUAUUUAUAGAAAGGGUGAUUUUUAAAAAAAUACGUACUUAGGUUUCACAUCUUUUUCAGCCUCUGAAUUUCCAGAAGUAAUAAUUUGGCACGGUAGUGUUGUGGCUAGCACAAUGCGUUCUGUACCAGUGACCUGAGUUCAAUUCCCGCCACAGUCUCUAUGGAAUUUAUAUGUUCUCCCAUCACCGUGUGGGUUUUCUCACACACUCUAAAGAUGUACCGGUUGAUAGGUUAUUUGGUUAUUGUUAACUGUCCUGUGAUUGGGCCAGGGUUAAAUUGGGGGUUGCUGUGUGGCAUGGCUCAAUGGAUCAAUGUAAAAUUGGGGAAUUUAGAACAGGGGUUUGGGGGAGUUGGGUUGGGCCGUAUUUUCAUGUAGUUUUAAAUUUUUAUGUUUGUUUGCAUUCUUGUAUAGUUUCCAAUAACAUAGUUGUUCGGUGUAUUUCUAGUCUUUACAGUUGCCUCUUUAUAUUUUCUGGAAAGUUUUUAGUUCCAAUGGUGGGAAUCGCAUUAUUUGGAUAGGUGCCAGCUUAUUGAUUAAGCAAUGGAAUUUAGAUGAAAUGCACACUAUCGGUAGUCUGGAUAGAAGAAAACCACACCACCUUUUGUUAUUUUUUCCUUUUCCCUUCUUUGCCUUUCAUAGUCAGCACAGAAACAGGCCAUUCAGCCCAUCUAGCCCAUGCCACAGCCAUUUAAACUGCCUACUCCCAUCAACCUGCACUGUGACCAUACCCAUCAAUACCCCAGUUAUCCAGGUACCUAUCCAAACUUUGCUUAAACGUUGAAAUCGAGCUCACAUGCACCACUUGUGCUGGCAGCUCAUUCCACGCUCUCACAAACCUCUGACUGAAGAAGUUUGCCAUCAUGUCCCCCUUAAACUUCUCACCUUUUACCCUUAAAAUUUUUUUUUAUAGAAUUUUCAAAUAGGUUACAGAAAGAAAAAAAAUAUCAACCCUUCCCCACCUCCCCUUAACCCCUCCCCCCUAACAUAUCCCUGUAGGAAAAAAAAGAAGAAAAAAGAAAGAAAGAAAGAGUGCCUGGAUAUCGGAAGAUCCCCACAUGCUCCAUGGAGUUCGUAACAGCUUUAAUAUAUAUAUUUCUUUCUUUCCCCAGAAAACCAAUAAUUUUAUCUUCGGAGCACCUAUAUAUUUAAUCCUAUUUUUUGUAAAUAAGGGUGCCAAAUUUUCAGAAAUAUUUCAUAUUUGUCUCUUAAAUUAUAAGUAAUUUUUUCAAGUGGAAUGCAGCUAAAAACUCCAUUCUUUUAGCAAUCUAUACUUAAGUAUGACUCAGAUUUCCAAGUAACUGCAAUAGCCUUUUUGGCUACUGCCAAUGCAAUUUUUAUGAAUUCUUUCUGAUAUUUAUUCAAUUUGGAUUUAUCCUUUCAAUAUCGCCUAGUAAAAAUAAUAUUGGAUUAUGUGGAAGUUGUAUUCCAAUAAUUUGUUCCAGUUAAAAACUCUUAAAUUUGUCCAAAAAGGUUGAAUUUUAGAACAAGACCAAGUACAGUGUAAAAAAGUACCAAUUUCUUGAUUACAUCGAAAACAUUGAUCAGAUAAAUUUGAAUUUAAUCUAUUUACUUUUUGUGGUGUAAUAUAUAUUUGAUGUAAAAAGUUAUAUUGUACUAAUCUUAGUCAAACAUUUAUUGUAUUUGUCAUACUGUCAAGACAUAAACUUGACCAACUUGUUUCAUCAAUUUUAAUAUUCAAAUCAGUUUCCCAUUUUUGUCUUGACUUAUGAAUUCCUUGUUUAAUUGCCUGUUUUUGAAUCAAAUUAUACAUACCAGAAAUAUUUUGUUUAGUUUUUCCUUUAUGAAUUAAAGUUUCUAUUUCAUUAGGUUUUAGCAAUAACAUGGUUUGACCCAGUUUAUCUCUUAAAUAAGCCCUUAAUUGGAAAUAACAGAAAAUGGGGUUAUUUGAUAUUUUAUAUUUAUUCCUUAAUUGAUCAAAUAACAUUACUAUAUCUCCUUCAAAACAGUCUCUUAUAUAUCUAAUCCCUUUGUGAAACCAGUUAUAUAAAAGUUGAUUAUCCAUUGUAAAAGGGAUAAAUUUAUUUUGAAUUAAAGGUCUCUUUGCUAAUAAAGAUUUCUUUAUCUCAUCAUCAACAUUUAUCUUAUUCCAUAAAUCAAUCAAAUAUUUUAGUAUAGGAGAUUCAUUCUUUUCCUGUAUCCAUUUAGAUUCCCAUUUAUAUAUAAAAUUUUCUGGUAUAUUUUCUCCUAUUUUGCCUAAUUCUAUUCUAAUCCAUGCUGGUUUAUCUUCAUCAAAAAAACUUGCAAUAAAUCUAAGUUGAUUUGCUUUGUAAUAAUUCUUAAAAUUUGGUAAUUGUAAUAGGUCAAAUUUCCAUGUCAAUUUUUCCAACGAUAUUCUUGACAUCUUACCUUUCCAAAGGAACUUCCUCACACAUUUAUUUAACUCUUGAAAAAAUUUCUGCGGUAAUUGUAUUGGUAAUGUUUGGAAUAAAUAUUGUAAUCUGGGGAAUAUAUUCAUUUUUAUAGCAUUGACUCUACCUAUUAAUGUUGUUGGUAACAUCAUCCAUUUAUCAAGAUCCUCUUGAAUUUUUUUUCAAUAAUGGCAAAUAAUUUAAUUUAUAUAAAUUCUUUAUAUCAUUAUCAACUCUUAUACCUAAAUACUUUAUACCAUUUAUCGGCCAUCUAAAUUCAGUUAUUAAUCGACAUUGACUAUAAUCUCCUUUAGUAAGGGGUAGAAUUUCACUUUUAUCCCAAUUUACUUUGUACCCUGAUAUUUUCCCAUAUUCUUCCAAUCUAGAAGAUAAUUUAAACAACGAAUGUAAUGGGUUAGUUAAAUAAAUCAGAUCAUCAGCAAAUAAGUUAAUCUUAUAUUCCUCCUGAUUAACUCUGAAACCCCUAAUAUGAGUCAAUUCUAAUUAAUUCAGCUAAUGGUUCUAUCGCCAACACAAAUAAAGCAGGUGAUAAAGGUCAACCUUGUCUAGUUAACCUUGUUAACUGAAAUGAUGUUGAAAUUUGGCCAUUUGUCAUCACUUUAGCUUUGGGGUUAGUAUUUAAGGUUUUAAUCCAUUUUAUAAAAGAUACCCCUAAUCCAUAUUUUUCCAAUACCUUAAAUUAAAAAAUCCCAUUCCAAUCUAUCAAAUGUUUUUUCUGCAUCCAAAGCAACUGCCACACUCAUUUCUUCCCUCUUUUGUGCCAAAUGAAUUAUGCUCAGUAACUGAGUUACAUUAUCUGCCGAUUGUCUAUUUUUAAUAAAUCCUGUUUGGUCCAUGUGUAUUAAUUUUGGUAAGUAUUUAGAUAAUCUGUUAAAUCAAAUCUUUGCUAUUAUUUUAUAAUCCAUGUUCAACAAAGAAAUAGGUCUAUAUGAUGUUGGCUUUAAAAGAUCUCUGUCUUUUUUUGGCAAUACUAUUAAAAUAGCUGUCGAAAAAGA
Messenger RNA from Hypanus sabinus (Atlantic stingray), 8626 nucleotides. Its product is annotated as zinc finger protein 850-like. The record is from RefSeq and is a predicted model, not a curated record. NCBI's taxonomy places the organism in Eukaryota, Metazoa, Chordata, Chondrichthyes, Myliobatiformes, Dasyatidae. Gene Ontology annotation, biological process: regulation of transcription by RNA polymerase II. The transcript has 2 exons. Bases 245 to 3028 code for a protein of 927 amino acids. Gene Ontology annotation, molecular function: RNA polymerase II cis-regulatory region sequence-specific DNA binding; DNA-binding transcription factor activity, RNA polymerase II-specific.